Geodia barretti is the source of this 930-nucleotide messenger RNA. The record is from the annotation of a GenBank genome assembly. NCBI's taxonomy places the organism in Eukaryota, Metazoa, Porifera, Demospongiae, Tetractinellida, Geodiidae.
ACACUCUGGUAUUCCAAGUUUACGGCGUAAGAUUACGGAGAGCUCUCGUGAGCCGACCACAUGCUUUCUCGCCAAAAGGAGUGCACCAUCAUCAAGAAACGAAGACGGGACAGUCGCUGGGAGUGUUUCUGGCUAGCAUAGGCCGACAAGGAGCGUGGUGCUGACAAGAUGCCUAUAAACCAGGAGAAGUUGAUUAAACUCCAACAGCAAAAAGAGAAAGCACAAAUAGGCGGAAAGGGUACAGCACGGAGAAAGAAGAAGGUUGUACACAAGACUGCUACGGACGACAAGAAAUUACAAAGCACGCUCAAGAAGCUGGCAAUAAACCCCAUACAAGGCAUCGAGGAGGUGAAUAUGAUAAGGACGAUGGACACGUACUCCAUUUCACCAAUCCAAAGGGCCUCCCUUGCUGCCAAUACAUUUGCCAUCACUGGGACCCCCGAGGAGAAACCCCUGACGGAGAUGUUGCCGGGGAUCUUUAACCAGCUAGUGGGUGGUACUGAGAGUCUGAGCCACCUGCGGAAGCUGGCCCAGAAUUUCCCCACUCAGGAGAGUGGAGGUGUGGGGGCACUGGCAGGCAUGGGAGGGAUGGCCGGGAUCGACGAAGAUGACGACGUCCCUGAUCUUGUAGAGAACUUUGACGAGGCUUCAAAAGCCGAGAACUAGUUCCCGCGGCAACCCACAACUGGUCACUGAGUGUGCAUGUGUCAAAAACUCUCAUCACACCAGUUUUUGCCACUGUGUGUGGGCAUUAUAAUGGCAGUCUAGUCACAAACACUGCAUGCUUGAAUGUUUACGUUUCGACUGACCUGUACCUGUAUUAUUCACGUGUUUUUUGUUCUUCUUUUUCGGUUGUAUCACAGAUCAUGUUCGUCGACAGAUAAAAAAUGUAAUUGGCAAUCGUUUAAAUUUAACUAAUUUGGCAAGCGA